Aureobasidium melanogenum CBS 110374 is the source of this 1215-nucleotide messenger RNA. Its product is annotated as oxidoreductase-like protein. The transcript has a single exon. Lineage: Eukaryota; Fungi; Ascomycota; Dothideomycetes; Dothideales; Saccotheciaceae. The coding region runs from base 1 to 1215 and encodes 404 amino acids. The record is from RefSeq and is a predicted model, not a curated record.
AUGCCUGUUCCGCUAAUUCAAAAGGCGAUUUUGGAUGGCCUGGACACGGUGCCCAACUCGGCCGUACUGCUCAAGCUCGUGCCUGUCGUGCUGGUCCUCUGGCUGGUCCGAAGAUGGUUCCAAGGAGCUUCAAACACGUCCGAGAGGACCAUGCACGGCAAGGUCGUCAUGAUCACCGGCGGCACGUCUGGUAUAGGUGCUGAAGUUGCUCGCGAUCUGGCCACGCGAGGCGCUCAGCUGGUCCUGCUUACCCAACACGCUCUGGACGACUUUUUCCUCGUCGAGUACAUUGAAGAACUGCGCGACCGCUCCAACAACGAACUCAUCACCGCCGCCCAAGUCGACCUCACUUCGCUCCACUCGAUUCGCCAGUUCGCUACCAAAUGGGUCGACAAUGCUCCUCCCCGCCGACUCGACAUGAUCAUCCUCUGCGCAAACACCCUGACUCCCAAGGGUGGAAAGAUACAAAAGACUGACGACGACGUCGAGAUCAACUGGGGCUUAAACUACCUGGCAAACUUCCACCUUCUCAGCAUCUUGUCCCCUGCAAUCCGCGCCCAGCCGCCAGACCGUGACGUCCGUAUUCUCAUGGCAACCUGCAGCGCCUACAUCGGUGGAAUCCUCCCUGUCACCGGCAACAAGGAAGCAAAGAUCAGACAAAAGGAAAGAGCUGAGAAGUUCAACCCAUACUCUGCCUACGCAUCCUCCAAACUCGCCCUUAUGACUUUUGCUCAAUCCUUCCAGAAGCAUCUUUCUGCUUACGCUCGUCCCGACAAGAAUCCUAUGAACGCAAGAGUCAUCUUGGUUGAUCCUGGUCAAACACGUACCCCUGGAAUGCGCCGCUACCUCACUUGGGGUUCCAUCACCGGUCUUGUCCUCUACCUCUUGACAUACCCCCUGUGGUACAUCAUCCUGAAAUCGCCCUCGCAAGGCGCUCAAUCCUUCCUCUACGCUGCCAUGGAGGCUCAAUGGGGAAGAGGCAACGGCGGCUGGCUAAUCAAAGAAUGUCGCGAGAUCGCUCCUGUUAGAAGAGACAUGCUGGACGAAGAGCUACAAAAACAACUUUGGGAGUAUUCCGAAAAUAUGAUUCAAGAGGCUGAGAAGAGAGGCGCUAAGAAGAGGGCGGAAGCAAAGGCCGAGGAGAAAGUCAAGCCUGCAGAGCCCAAGAAGCCUGAUGAGAAGAAGCCAGGCAGUAGAAGAACUAAGAAGGCUUGA